GUCCCCCACCUGCUUCCCUGCCUCUUUCCUCUCUCUCUCUCUCUCCCAAGGUUGAAGCUUUGAGAGAGUGAAGAAGACAAGAGUCAAUCAGAAACCGAGAAACCCCACAAAAGUACCAGUCCAGAGCUGCCAAAGACUUUCAAAAUAAACGAAACAAAAGGGCUUCUCUCUCUACUUUCUCUCUCUACCAGAAAGAGGGGAAGAAGGAAGAGGAGGAGGAAGAGGAGGAGGAGGAGAUGGAGUUGAAGAAUGAUCAUGAUCAUCGUCAUCAUCAGAAGAGAAAGAGAAAAGGCAAGAAAGAAGAUGAUGGAUGAGCAGCAGCAGCAGCAAAUUAAAUUCUCCAAUAUCUGAGAAAAAUUAAUCCAGAGAGCCCCACAAUGGAAAUCACCGCUGAUUCCCAGCCCAACAACAGUAAACCCACCCCUACCACCGUCGCCGUCACCGCCGCUGCAGCCGCUUCUAAUUCCCAGCCCCAGCACCACUUCCACCAUAAAAAGCAGUUUGGUUUCACCCCUUCUGCUUCUUCUUCUUCCCCUCAGUAUAGCCCUUUCACCCAAGCUGGGCUGGCCAAUACCGGCGCCGCCGCGUCGCCGCCGCAGCUGGUGGACGCGUCACUGGCCAUCGCCACCAGAUCGGAGGCUGGCAACCAGGCGGCGAAGCGGCCGACCAAGGACCGACACACCAAGGUGGAGGGGAGGGGGCGGCGCAUCCGAAUGCCGGCCACCUGCGCGGCUAGGGUUUUCCAGUUGACGAGGGAAUUGGGGCACAAGUCCGACGGCGAGACAAUUGAGUGGCUGCUCCAGCAGGCGGAGCCAGCGAUCAUCGCCACCACCGGCACCGGCACCAUCCCGGCUAACUUCUCCUCCCUGAACGUCUCGCUCCGGAGCGGCGGAUCCGCCGUUUCCAAGUCGGCGCCUCACUCGCUCCACAACACCGCCGCCGCGGCCUUAGCCCUAACGCACCAUUCUCACUACGAAGAGGGCUUCUCUCAGAUGCUAGGGUUCCACCACCAGCCUCAUCCUCUGGCCGCCGAUCAGAUCGCCGCAGCCGCCGCCACAUCUGCCGGCGAUACGCCCGACAAUUAUUUGAGGAAAAGAUUUAGAGAAGAUUUAUUCAAAGAAGACUCGCCGUCUCAGCGGCCCCAAACGGAACCCUCAGCCGACUCAAACUCGCCUUCAAACAAGCAAUUCAGGAGCUCUAACAUUCAAAUUCAACUGCAAAAGCAACAAGAAGAACAAGCCGGUCCAUCAUCGAGCACGUUCCUCCGACAUCCCAAUAUGAUGCCGGCGGGCGGCAGCACAUUCUGGAUGGUGCCGGCGGGGCCAUCGGAGACCCAAAUUUGGCCUUUUCCGGCGCCACCGACAUCCGCUGGCAACACAGUUCAACCGCCAUUGCAGUUCAUGCCAAGGUUUAACCUUCCGGCCGGAAAUUUAGAGUUUCAAGGGGGAAGAGCCGGCCAACUUCAACUGGGUUCAAUGCUAAUGCAACAGCAACAACCAUCUCAGCAUCUAGGGUUAGGAAUUUCUGAGACCAAUAUGGGCAUGGUGGCUGCUCUCCAGGCUUAUUCAAGGGCCGGGUUGAAUAUGAAUUCUGAGCAAAACCAGCCAUUAGAGCACCAGCCUCAAGCUACUGAUAGUGGAGAGGAUGACCCAGAUAGCUCUCAUGAUCAGUGACAUGACUCUGAUCAAACCAAAGUCGAUUUAGAAGUUGAGAGUUUUGUGAGACUGCUUUUAGGGUGCCUGCAGGAUUGGAUUCAUAUGGAUGAUGAUCAGCACAGCAGGGUAUAGAGAUGAGAGGUAUCCAGCUAGUAAUUCUCUCAUUUUUGAGUCUUUCUUUUUGGUUCAAAUUCCAUCAUCUUCUUUUGGGUUCUUUUGCUUAAUUAAGAUUGCUGUCGAGGUUGGAAAUGUAAUCUGGUAGAUUCAUCAAAGGGACUUUAGAAUUGCAGAGAGAGAGAGAGAGAGAGAGAGAGAGAGAGAUUGUAUAGGAGGAUAUUGGUUUGUAUUUAGUAUAUUAUAAUCUGGUUUGUUUGAACAAGUA
Molecule: messenger RNA, 2037 nt
Organism: Diospyros lotus (date-plum)
Lineage: Eukaryota; Viridiplantae; Streptophyta; Magnoliopsida; Ericales; Ebenaceae
Product: transcription factor TCP8-like
Exons: 2
Coding region: 378-1673 (431 amino acids)
Cellular component (GO): nucleus
Molecular function (GO): sequence-specific DNA binding; DNA-binding transcription factor activity
Source: RefSeq, a predicted model, not a curated record